AUGUCUGUGACCAUCCACCUGGACCGACCGCAUGCACAUUUUACCAACCUCGACUUCAUUUCUGGAAAGGUGAUCCUCAAUCUACCUUCGGAAACCUCAGUAGCGGGUAUUCAAGUCAAAUUAGAGGCAGAGAGUCGCACACGCCUCUCUGGGCCUCGAUACCCACAUAAUGAGCACUCUGAUAAAAAGCGCACCGAGCUUGAGGUCCACAAGCUCCUGUACAAAGUGAUGGAUUUGUUUCCUGACCCAACUCUGGUCAGCAAUCAAUCAAACCCUACUACUUCAUGGACAUUUCCUCCCGGGAUAUCUGAGUACCCCUUCCAAUUCAAGUUUCCGUUCAAUAAUACAUGCAAUCUACACAAUAGCAUCUCCACGAACCUCAGUAUUACCGGUCUCAAAGUCGAAAUGGCCAAGCAGGCCAAUAGGCAUGUCAAGAAGACUCUUCCCCCGUCUCUAUCUGGCUUUCCUAGAAUGGCCGAGAUCAAGUACUAUGUCAAGGCUACCGUUGUUCGCCCACAGUUCUAUAAAGAAAAUCUAAGAGCAAUUACCAACCUAACAUUUCUUCCAAUCGAGCCGCCGAGGACCGGUAACCCAAAGGAAGAGACGUACGCAAGACGCCAACAUCAGUUCCAUAGCGGGCCAACCCCAUCACCCAAAAGCCUGUUUCACAAAGUUUCUGCCCCUUCGUUGAAGGAUUCUGCUAGUAGCUCUCUUCGUGUUUCCGCCGACCUCCGAUUACCAAACCCGUCUAUUCUCACCUGCAAUGAACCCGUGCCUAUGCGUGUGCUUGUUAGAAAGCUGUCUGAAUCGUACGAGACGCUUUUUCUGCAGAUGCUGCAGGUUGAGUUGAUUUGCUACACCCGGAUUCAGGCCCAUGAUUUGCAACGGACAGAGAGCACCACCUGGCUUAUUUUCAGCCGUAGCAACAUGGGGGUACCUCUUGGCAGAGGAGGUGAUCCUGCAGGUACCGAGUGGAUGCUUGAUGAUAACAUGUGGAAUCAUUUGCCUAUACCUCCAUCGGUUUCGCCCUCUUUCCAGACUUGCAAUAUUUCGAGGAACUAUGAGCUUGAAGUGCGGGUCGGUUUGGCUCACGGUACGGUGGGAAAUAUGAAACCUCAGCUCAUCAUUAUUCCCUUGAGGGUGCCUGUACGGGUCUACUCGGGAAUUACUCCUCCAGUCGCACUACUGGAGGCCAUGGCUGCUAAACCGCAAAUCAAGCCGAAGGCCCCGGUUCAUACCCCCAGUUGGCCGCGUGAGGGCGAGGACGAUACUGAUCGCCCCCCAAUGCCCCCAAGACCACAGGCCCCUCCUACCAUGAAUCCUGAUGAAGCCUUUGACGAUGCUCCUCCAAGUUAUGAGGACGCGAUGGCUGAAUCCCUCAGUCCAGUGGAUGGCCCUCGUCGCGAGUAUUACCCACCAGAAGCCUCGUCCACUAGGUCUUCCAAUGAAUCAGGAGCUGAUCCGAGGACUUCAGCCGGGAAUAACCCCAAGUCGACUUCCAUGCUUUACAGCAAUCAGUCGGCCAAUUCGUCGUCGGAAUCUUUCGAUAUGCUCCCAUCGACUCCGCCAGAAUCCCGGUCCGGAUCACCCGUCGGGUCCCUUGUCGCCCGCCAACAAAGUGUACUCAAAAUCCACAAACACCCAUUUCCGCAGGAAGAGAGUCCCCCGCAAUAUCAACUUGUCGCUGAAGAUCAAUCUUCAUCCCAUGCGCAGGAGACACGAAGACCAUCCCGGCCUAUGAAUCUUGGAGUACCGAACCGAAAGCCAGUGCCUAGUCCAAGCCGGGCCAACGGUCACUCAGAGCCGAGAACCGGGUAUCAAUGA
This is a messenger RNA of Aspergillus calidoustus, 1824 nucleotides long. Lineage: Eukaryota; Fungi; Ascomycota; Eurotiomycetes; Eurotiales; Aspergillaceae. The record is from the annotation of a GenBank genome assembly.